UGCAUAUCCACCGCAGGGACGUCCAAGGAGAAGAGCACCUUCGCAACACUCGCGCGUACGACGCUUAUCUGUCACGGCAGCUAUGUACCGCCUUGCGUCGCCGCUGCACCGUCGCGUGGCAGUGUCAUUGCUUGGUGCAACCGCAGGAACGUAUUCGACCACGAGCAACAAGAGCACGGUCUACCACCCAGACAGCCACAACAAGGACAAGAACGGUGUGUUCAAGUACGUCAAGCCCAUAGAGUGCGACGACGGCCAUGUCAUUGUGCCGUGGGAAGUGCCCGAUCGUGAGCUGCAGCUUCAGAAGCUCAAGGCCAAGGACUCGUUUGAUGUGGUUGUCAUCGGUGGAGGUGCAACUGGCGCUGGUUGCGCGUUGGAUGCAGCCACGCGUGGGAUGAAAGUUGCUUUGGUCGAACGCAGCGAUUUCGGUGCAGGCACAUCGGGACGGUCGACAAAAUUGAUCCAUGGCGGGAUUCGAUACCUUGAGACCGCCUUCAUGAAACUUGACAUAGCAGCGUACAAACUGGUCCUGGAAGCGCUGGAAGAACGCAAGCACAUGCUUGCAGCAGCACCAUACAUGAAUCGCGCACUUCCCAUCAUGAUCCCGAUCUACACUUGGUCCGAAAUUCCGUACAUGUGGGUCGGUGCCAAGAUGUACGAUUUCGUGGCUGGCCACGGUCGCUCCGUGCCAGGGAGCUACUACAUCGACUCGGACGAAGCCAUGUACCAGUACCCGAACCUGAAGAAGGACGGACUGAAAGGCGCGAUUGUGUACUACGACGGCCAGAUGAACGACACUCGCAUGAACUUGUCACUGGUGCUGACGGCGGUCCAGAGUGGCGCGACAGCUGCCAACUACGUUCAAGUCCAACGCCUUCUCAAGGACAACGACGGCAACGUUUGUGGUGUCCAUGUGCAGGACACCCACACCGGCGAGCAAUGGGACAUCCACGCCAGGGCUGUGAUCAAUGCAACCGGCCCUUUCACAGAUGACAUUCGAUUGAUGGACAACCCGGACGCCGACAAGAUCUGCGUCCCCGCAGCAGGGGUCCACGUCGUUCUUCCAGACCACUUUAGUCCCAACAGGAUGGGGCUUAUCAUCCCCAAAACGACGGACGGACGUGUAUUGUUUUAUUUGCCAUGGGAGAAUGGGACGCUAGCUGGCACGACCGAUUCGGAGUCGGCCAUUACAAUGCUGCCAUCGCCAACGAAAGCCGAGGUCCAAUUCAUCCUGAACGAGUCGAACCGGUACUUGAACGCGACCGUGACGGAAGCCGAUGUUCGGUCGUCGUGGAGCGGCAUCCGCCCGCUCGUGAAAGAUCCGCGGCACCCCACCAACACAUCGCAAAUCUCACGCGAGCACGUGCUCGACGUGUCGCCGUCCAAGAUGGUUACGAUUGCUGGAGGCAAAUGGACCACCUACCGCAGGAUGGCCCAAGACACGAUCGACAAAGUUCAGGCAUUGUUUCCAGACCUGGCGCAAGACGCCUGCAAGACGCGCAUGAUGCAGCUGGUCGGCGCCGACCGGAUCGGAGAAGUAUGCAGCCAAAAGUUCGACCGCAUCACGAUUACACUCCGGGAAAAGUACCACAUGGACAAGGACAUUGCGGAGCAUUUGACCAAGAACUAUGGCACGCGCGCGCUGCAGCUUGGCGAGCUCGAGAAAUGCGGGUUCCUGCACCGCAAGGCCGGCGACCACCCCAAGCGCCUCCACCCCAAGUACCCGUACGUAGAGUCGGAAGUGAUCUUUGCCGUCCAGCAGGAGUAUGCUGUCCGCGCCGUGGACGUGCUCGCCCGCCGCACCCGCCUCGCGUAUAUCGACGCCGUUGCGACGGAACAAGUCAUGGAUAAGGUGAUUGCGAUGAUGGCGCAGCUGCUCAAGUGGGACAAGAAGCGAUGUGCGGCCGAGAAGGACGAAGCGUUGGCGUUUUUGGCUACCAUGCACACCAAGUAGACCCCCUGAGUAAUUUGUUUUGAACGGACUCGGUGGAAGUACUUUCCCCAAACUUGCGCCGAGGCGCGGUCAACCCCUCUGUACCAACUACUUGGUAGAUGCCGACCUGAUCUGGUGUGGAUGGGUACAUGCAUACUGUAACACGCGUCGGUAGCUC
Messenger RNA from Aphanomyces invadans, 2111 nucleotides. RefSeq lists its product as hypothetical. Lineage: Eukaryota; Oomycota; Saprolegniomycetes; Saprolegniales; Verrucalvaceae. The transcript is spliced from 4 exons. Gene Ontology annotation, molecular function: glycerol-3-phosphate dehydrogenase (quinone) activity. The record is from RefSeq and is a predicted model, not a curated record. Gene Ontology annotation, cellular component: glycerol-3-phosphate dehydrogenase (FAD) complex; mitochondrion. The coding region runs from base 83 to 1954 and encodes 623 amino acids. Gene Ontology annotation, biological process: glycerol-3-phosphate metabolic process.